Molecule: messenger RNA, 1579 nt
Organism: Coffea eugenioides
Lineage: Eukaryota; Viridiplantae; Streptophyta; Magnoliopsida; Gentianales; Rubiaceae
Product: probable protein phosphatase 2C 76
Exons: 10
Coding region: 290-1348 (352 amino acids)
Biological process (GO): protein dephosphorylation
Cellular component (GO): cytosol; nucleus
Molecular function (GO): protein serine/threonine phosphatase activity; cation binding
Source: RefSeq, a predicted model, not a curated record
UCUCGCCACUUCCUCACCCAGAACAAAAAAGACAAAAAAAAAAAAAAGGAAGAAAUAGGAAAGAGGAAACAUUUCAUUCAUUUAUUCCGAUUCCAUACGAAUUACGAAAUGGGAAUCAAAAGCCAUAACUAAUAAGUGCUGUUGUAUUAUAAUAAGAACUUAUUAUCUCUUUUUCUUUAAUAAUUUAAUUCAAGGAUCCGUAUACCAAGAUGUUCUCCCUGGGCUCGCCGAUUCAAUUUCCUUGACGGUUCAGAAUUGGUGACAGAGCCGAAGGGAGUAAAUCUUUUAGAUGUUAUGCAAUAACUGGUUGAGGUCUGUGGCUAUUCAAGUUGGGAAAAUAAGGAGUUAUAGUGAAGGAAAGCUUUUAAGCAAUUGGGGUGGGAGAAGGUUGAAUGCUGCCGGGCGCUUUAGUUAUCUGGAGGAGUUAAAAUUUUCAACAAGAAGAAAGAUGAUGGUGGACACUGGUGCAACUGCAAAAGGAGGACCCGUUGGUGACGUCUUCCCCGAGAAGGACGAUGAUGGUGGAUAUGCUAGUGGAGGAUGGAAGAGCGAGGAUGGAAGACUCAGUUGUGGAUAUUCAAGUUUCCGAGGCAAAAGAGCUAGCAUGGAGGAUUUCUAUGACAUCAAGACUUCAAAAAUUGAUGGGCAAACAGUGUGUUUGUUUGGAAUAUUUGAUGGUCAUGGGGGCUCUCGUGCAGCUGAGUUUCUGAGGGAACAUCUUUUUGAAAAUCUUAUGAAACAUCCAGAAUUCAUAGCGAACACAAAACUGGCUAUAAGUGAGACUUAUCAACAGACUGACGUGGACUUUUUGGAAUCCGAAAAAGAUACUUUCAGAGAUGAUGGUUCUACUGCCUCAACUGCAGUUCUAGUUGGCAAUCAUUUAUAUGUGGCCAAUGUUGGAGAUUCUCGAACUAUAAUAUCCAAAGCUGGGAGAGCAAUUCCUCUCUCUGAGGAUCAUAAACCCAACCGGAGUGACGAGAGGAAGAGAAUUGAAAAUGCUGGAGGUGUAGUCAUGUGGGCAGGUACUUGGAGGGUUGGAGGUGUAUUGGCAAUGUCUCGUGCUUUUGGCAACCGGAUGCUGAAACAAUUUGUGGUGGCUGAACCCGAGAUACAGGACUUGGAGGUUGAUGAAGAAUUAGAAUUGCUUGUACUUGCAAGUGAUGGAAUAUGGGAUGUUGUUCCUAAUGAGGACGCUGUUUCACUUGCACGAGCAGAAGAGGAACCAGAAGCAGCUGCUAGAAAGUUGACAGAGACUGCAUUUACGCGGGGAAGUGCUGAUAACAUCACAUGCAUUGUUGUGAAGUUUCACCAUAAGAAGGCAGAAUCAGAGGAAUCCCAGCGUGACUGAAGAAUUUGUUGACAUAACAUGGGCAGUACCUUGCAGUUUAGAAUUCCAGUAUGGGAAUCUGCCGGUUUAUAACUGCUGAAUGUGCAGAUCGGCAAGGCAGUGAUUUGUUCAUUCAUUGGUUUUUGGAGGCAUGCUGGCUUUGUAGCGAUGUAUGUCUUGUCUGGUUGGUUAUAGGAUGUGUAAUGUAAUUCAAAUUCAAUAGAAAUUUUUCUGUGUUCGGUUGUGUAUUUA